Messenger RNA from Callithrix jacchus (white-tufted-ear marmoset), 5234 nucleotides. It is a transcript of the gene VSIG10, whose product is annotated as V-set and immunoglobulin domain containing 10. The record is from RefSeq and is a predicted model, not a curated record. Lineage: Eukaryota; Metazoa; Chordata; Mammalia; Primates; Cebidae. Gene Ontology annotation, cellular component: neuron projection.
AAGUUGGGCUCCCGCCUGGCUGGGAGGCGGGAGGGAGCUCGCUCCUGUUGUUUUCCGCCGGCGGGAGUGGGCAGGCGGGUACAGGGGGCGGGGUGCGUCCUCCCUCCCAGGCUAGGGCGCUCGGGAGCGGGGACCCGCGCCUGCAGCCGAGCGCCGCUCCCGGCCGCGGACACCCGGCUCCGCCGAGCAUCCUUCCUAGGGGCCGACAAAGUGGGGUCACUCUGCCGUUCCGAGGACCUGGGAGGAGCCCGCGGUCCCCCGGGCGUCGGGGCCCUGGGGCGCAUACAUCCAGCCCAGCCCGAGCCUGCGUUUCCUGAGCAGGGAUCUGGGGUGAGAUGGCCGCAGGCGGCCGUGCGCCGGAGCCCCGCGUCCUCGUCUGCCUCGGGGCGCUCCUGGCCGGCUGGGUCGCCGUAGGAUUGGAGGCUGUUGUCAUUGGAGAAGUUCACGAGAAUGUUACUCUGCACUGUGGCAACAUCUCAGGACCGAGGGGCCUGGUGACCUGGUACCGGAACGACUCGGAGCCUGUCUUUCUUCUCUCGUCCAACUCUAGCCUCCUGCCAGCUGAGCCUCGCUUCUCUCUAGUGAAUGUCAGCUCCCUGCACAUCGAAGCGCUGAGCCUGCAAGAUGAGGGGAACUAUACCUGCCGGGAGAUCCUGAACGUGACUCAGUGGUUCCAAGUGUGGCUGCAGGUGGCCAGCGGCCCCUAUCAGAUUGAAGUCCACAUCUCGGCCACCAGCACACUCCCCAACGGCACCCUCUACGCAGCCAAGGGUUCCCAGGUGGAAUUCAGCUGCAACAGCAGCUCCUGGCCGCCACCCAUGGUUGAAUGGUGGUUCCAGGCCCUGAAUUCCAGCAGCGAGUUUUUCGGCCACAACCUGACAGUCAACUCUUUCUCACUGUUACUGAUGUCCCCAAACCUCCAAGGGAACUACACCUGUUUGGCCUUGAAUCUGCUCAGCAGGAGACAUCGAAAGGUGACCACCGAGCUCCUGGUCUAUUAUCCCCCUCCAUCAGCUCCCCAGUGCCGGGCACAGAUGGCAUCAGGAUUCUUCAUGCUGCAGCUCACCUGUCGCUGGGAUGGGGGAUACCCUGACCCUAACUUCCUGUGGAUAGAAGAGCCGGGAGGUGUAAUCGUGGGGAAGUCAAAGCUGGGGGUGGAAAUGCUGAACAAGUCCCAGCUGUCAGAUGGCAAGAAGUUCAAGUGUGCUGCGAGUCAUGUAGUUGGGCCAGAGGCGGGUGCCAGCUGCGUGGUGCAGAUCAGGAGUCCCUCCGUUCUCUCUGAGCCCAUGAAGACUUGCUUCGUGGGGGGCAAUGUGACGCUCACCUGCCAGGUGUCUGGGGCCUACCCCCCUGCCAAGAUCCUGUGGCUGAGGAACCUAACCCAGCCCGAGGUGAUCACCCAGCCCAGCAGCCACCAUCUCAUUACCCAGGAUGGCCAGAACUCCACCCUCACCAUCCAUAACUGCUCCCAGGACCUGGAUGAGGGCUACUAUGUCUGCCGGGCUGACAACCCCGUUGGGGUGAGGGAGGUGGACAUCUGGUUGAGUGUAAAAGAACCUUUAAACAUCGGGGGCAUUGUGGGAACCAUUGUGAGCCUCCUGCUACUGGGACUGGCCACUAUCUCAGGGCUUAUGUUGUAUUACAGCCCUGUGCUCUGCUGGAAAGUAGGAAACACUUUCAGGGGCCAAAACAUGGAUGAUGUCAUGGUUUUGGUGGAUUCAGAAGAGGAAGAGGAGGAGGAGGAGGAGGAAGAUGCUGCAGCAGAAGAGGAGGAAGGAGCACAGGAGAGAGAGGAGUUCCCAAAGGAAAUACCCAAGCAGAACCACAUUCAUAGAGUGACCGCCUUGGUGAAUGGGAACAUAGAACAGAUGGGAAAUGGAUUCCAGGAUCUACAAGAUGACGGCAGUGAGGAGCAAAGUGAUGUUCAAGAAGAAGACAGACCAGUGUGAAGAAGAGGAUGCUCCACGGUUGUCUCGUUCUGAAAGCUCGGAAAGCUACAUUGGAGAUGAGCUCUUCAUUCAGCUUUGACCUGAUCUGCACCCCUGACGGGGGGCUUGCACGAGCAAUGUUUGGGUCUCAGCAAAAAGCAAAACCAAGCACACACAUCUUUCCUUCCAUUUAUUGAAAAACAUUGGUUUGGUUUGCUCUAAGUAUUCCCAACGAUGUUUAAAAGCUUUGAGAAGGAAGGCUGCUUUGCUGUCUGAGGUGCCCUUUCUGCUGUGAAUCCUGGCUUUAUCCAGGUUGAUCUACUGUGACGGAUGCUGAUUUGGAGGGAGCAGGGUUAAGGGAAGCACUGAGUCUUGGUGUCUUUUGCCACUAUUGUUUUUCUUUUCUUUUCUUUUUUGUUUUGAGACGAAGUCUCGCUCUUUUGCCCAGGCUGGAGUGCAGUGGCGUGAUCUUGGCUCACCUACAAUCUCCGCCUCCUGGGUUCAAUGAUUUUCCUGCCUCAGUCUCCUGAGUAGCUGGGACGACAGGUGCGCACCACCAUGCUCUGCUAAUGUAUUUGCAUUUUUAAGUAGAGACGGGGUUUCACUGUGUUGGCCAGGCUGGUCUUAAACUCCUGACCUUGUGAUCUGCCUGCCUCUGCCUCCCAAAGUGCUGGGAUUACAGGUGUGUCCACUGUGCCCGGUCUUCCUUUGUCACUAUUAAAGGUUUGUAGCCAGCUUGCCCCAGCACAAAAGGGGGUGAUAGGGAAACUUCCUUUAUCACUGCCUAGGUGAGCUCAUGACCAAGAAACCAGGCAAACAGUUGAUCACUGGAACAGGUUAAGUUUCAGCUACCAUAACCAAUCAGAGGAAGGCAGUUUGGUUUAGGCUUUGGAGUUGGUUUAGGCUUCAGGAGCCCUGAAGUUGAAUCUGGGCUCUGCUGCUUCCUUCUUUCAAGGGCUAGGGCAUGAUUCUUUACCUCUCUUGGCCUCGAUUUCCUCACCUGUAAAAAUAGGUGAGGAAAUUCCUCAUCUAUUGUUUCUUGUUCUGAAAGCUUGAAAAGCUACAUUGAAGAUGAGCUCUUCAUUCAGCUUUGACUCGACCUGCACCCCUGGCGGGGGGCUUGCACUAGCAAUGUUUGGGCCUCAGCAAAAAACAAAACCAAGCACACACGUCUUUCCUUCCAUUUAUUGAAAAAUGUCUUUGUAAGAUCACCUGCUAAAUACGAAAAUCUGACUUGAAUUUGCACUCUUUAAUGUUGCGAAUCUGCUCUAGUGAGGAAGACCUAGGGCUUAAAGGGGAACUUCCUUUCUCCAGUUCUAGGAACUGGGACUCUGAAAUGAGAGCUGGUUGUCUGAAGUAACCCUGCAGGUGUGGUUGGGGAAAGUCUGUUUUCUUGGAUGAAGGGACUGAAUGGAGCACUGUCUUAACCAUUUUUAUUUCCCUGGAGAUAGAAUUGUUUUACAAAGAGUUAGGGAACUGGUAAUGGGAAGUGCUUUUCAUUAUAACCUCACAUUUUGCCAAGCUUCAUAUUUAUAUACAAGCCUCCUAGGUGAUAACACUAUUGGCUUGCAGACUUUCCUAUGCUUCAUUUCUCCUGUUGCUUUGGAAGAAGGCAGGAGACACAUUUCAUAAUGGAGUAUCUGGUGAUAAGAACUGCUUGGGCAAACCAGCUCAUCUGGACUGUUUAUCUUGGAAAUGGGAAGAGGAAAACUUGUUUCCUUCCUGCUUCUUGAGGAUAUUCUGAGGGUACACUGAUCAAUAACACUAACUUUGGAAUGAAAAUAACAUGUGAUGAGUUUAGGCUGCUGAUGUUUCCAGUAGAUUCUUGCAUCGUUUUGAGAUUUAUGUUUUCUGAUUUCAUCUAAAUUUCUUAAAGUCAGGGACCUUAUAAGGGUGCAAUGGAUGUUUGCUAAAUAUGGAAAUCUGACUUGAAUUAGCACUCUUUAAUGUUGCGUAUCUGCUCUAGUGGGCAAGACUAGGGCUUAAAGGGAAACUUCCUUUCUCCAGUUCUAAGAACUGGGACUCUAAAAUGAGAAGCGGGUUGUCUGAAGUAACCCUGCAGGUGUGGUUGCAGAAGGUCUGUUUUCUUGGAUGAAAGGACUGAACUAAGCAAAUCACUAGAAGGAUGCCCUGUCCCCUGCUCAGGACACUGGGGAGCUCAGGAGUGGGCUGCAAUGUUUACCUCCCAGGAAUAGCUGUGAACUGCAGUUCUACUAGCUUUUUGUCUUUUGUUGCAAAGUACCCCACGUACUUGACCAUUCUCAAAAGUGUAAAUUAGUAUCAUUUUAGAAUGAUACUCAGCUGGCUUCUAAAGUCUCUGAAUGCUGAGUCUCUCCUUUGGGGUCGUUGGCAAUCAAAUUCCAGAACUGAAGAGUCUACUAUUCAGAGGCCACAAGAUUAAAAAAAGAAAACACAAAAACUGUUGGGGGGGAACAAAUCCUAGCUGGGAACACAGAGGAUGUUUUGUAACAUCACUGGGAUAUUUUCCACAACUUCCUCUUCUCUUGCACAUCUGUUGAUAGGAAGUAUUUGAGGGUUUUUCCACUACCAAAUGGGAGCUGCAAGGUGCUGGUGCUGAACACUAUAACCUUGAACCAGCUGAGCUGUGAGUGCUGUCACAUAUCUGAGUCCUGUGUGUACCCUAAUAUCCUGGGUCAGAUAGAGCCCAGGUCUUCAAGUUUUAAGGAUCUUUGAAGAAUUAGGACUGCUUUUAAGACGAUCCAUGCCCAAAUCCACAAGCAUGUGGAAGUUGGUGCGGUAAAGUCCAAGUUGUUACACUGUGCUUUUAAAAAAAUCUUAUCUGCAUGUAUUGUUAACUUAGAGACCUUGAGAUCUAUUUAUGAGAACCAGGAAGAUAGACACUUCAAGGUCCAUUGCAACUGACUUUUUUCUCAAAACCUGGUGCGGACCCCAGAGGAGGGGGCUCCACAAUUCUGUGGCUUAGAUAUUAGCUCCAAUUCUCACAAGCACGUACAAGGCCUGUAAUUGCUACAGGAAAACACAGGAUGGAAAAUUGCAAUAACCCAUGCACUGAGACUUAGAAAAUAUCCUUACUAGGUAAAAUGUAUUAUGAUGCAAUAAGUGCCAACUGAUUCUUGUCACAUUGGGACUGGCCCGGAACUGCUACAAAGAAAAACAGGCAGCUCCUUCUCCAUUAUUUACAUUUUAAGAUGUGGGGGUUGGGAGAAAUUAGUUCUGAGGUUAUCAUAUGCAUUUUUUUAAAAAGAUAAUGGAAUAAAGCUAUUUUUAAAUAAGUGCUUUUGUGAUCUUGAGACCUGAUUAAUAAACUGAAAAGACUUGGAAAAA